This is a messenger RNA of Malania oleifera, 941 nucleotides long. RefSeq names its product LYR motif-containing protein At3g19508. NCBI's taxonomy places the organism in Eukaryota, Viridiplantae, Streptophyta, Magnoliopsida, Santalales, Ximeniaceae. The coding region runs from base 443 to 691 and encodes 82 amino acids. The transcript has 2 exons. The record is from RefSeq and is a predicted model, not a curated record.
UGGUAAGUUACAUAAGAUCUUAAAGGUUUGACAGUUGAGAAGUGACACCAACUCAGAUAGAUAGAACAAAAUUAAAAUAAAAUUAUAUUAAACUAUUUUUUUAUUGUUUUAUUUUAAUUAUAUUUUCAUUUUUAUUUUUUAAAAAAUAUAUUUUAAUUUCACUACUCCCUUAAAUGGUUUAGUGUCAAUCUCUAAAAAUUGAAGGGGCAUUUGAUACAGCUUUAAGAAGCGCAAGUGUAUUUUCCUUUUUCUUUUUCAAGUCCAACCCGGGUUAACUACAGAUGAUUAACCAGUUCUGCGUUUAUGCAGCUGGAGACCGAAUCUAGUCUAGCCUGUCUGAUUUGCCUACUUCACAGUCUUUCAAGAUUUUGCCCAAAAGCCAAAAGCGAUAGGAGGGCUCAAAGGCCAAAAGUAAUUGGAGGGCUUGUUCAGUGCGAGAGAGAUGCAGAAAGCGUUGAGGGUGUAUGGGGAGGUUCUGAGGCUGGUCAGGCGGCUGCCGGAGGACACGAGACCCUACUACGCCAAAUACGCCCGGGAGAAUUUCGUCAAUUACAGAGAUGUCGAAGCUGGUGACGCCAAGUCCCUCGACGAGCUCUUCCGCCGGGCUUAUACCCACUCCUUAUGGGUCCUCACCAAGUAUUCCGUAGAUGAAGGGGCUGCGAGGAGGCUGGAGGCAAUCUGUUGUGGCUAGCUUAUGCGACUGCCUGCCAACUGUUUGUUGUUUUGCCGCAGAGGGGGUAUUUAGAGACCUCCUUUCGUGUUUUGCAAGUGUGAGCUUAAUUUUAUAGAUUUAUGUUAUGCUUUAUUACGUUCCAAUGCGCAUAUUAAUGCUUCAUAAGAAUAUUUGUCUUUGAUGGUUUGCGAACAGUUGAAAACGUGUCUGACAUAAUGCAGAUAUGAACUUGUGUAAGGGAAAAAAAUUUAUUUCGCGCUUUUACUAA